UUUCCUCCCUAUUUGCUCUCUGCUUUCGUGACGUUUCUUUUGGCGCGCGCCCAUUGGACAUCCACCCCGCCCAUCUCGGUGACUGAUAGCCGUGCAGUGGCUGUCUCCUCCCCGCGGCAGCAAACUCUAUUUGAGCUGGGACCAUCGGAUCGGUAUAGAGAACCGCUUCAGUGUCGUCAAUGGGAAGCGCGAGAGACGGUGGCAGCAGCGAGAGUUACGGUCCAGACUGAACCCGCAGCGGCACUAUGCUCUCCAGCUCCAGCGCCAGCUCCAGCUCCAGCCCGUGGCUGUGGAUUACGCCGUUCCUUCUCCUGUGCUGCCAUGCGGGCGGCGGGGGAGCCCAGAACGCCAAAGAAGUGAUUCUACUGGACUCAAAGGCGCAGCAGACAGAGCUGGAGUGGAUCUCCUAUCCUCCCAAUGGGUGGGAAGAGAUCAGUGGCUUGGAUGAAAACUACACACCCAUUCGUACAUACCAGGUCUGUAAAGUCAUGGAGCCCAAUCAGAACAACUGGCUUCGGACUAACUGGAUAGAGAAGGGCGAUGCCCAGAGAAUUUUUGUUGAGCUGAAGUUCACCUUGAGGGAUUGUAACAGCCUGCCUGGUGUGGUGGGUGCCUGCAAGGAGACGUUCAACCUGUAUUACCAGGAAACAGAUUCCGAGGUUGGCCGCGGCUUGAGGGAGAAUCAGUAUGUGAAAAUUGAUACAAUUGCGGCGGACGAGAGCUUCACCCAGGGAGACCUGGGCGAGAGGAAAAUGAAGCUGAAUACAGAGGUGCGCAUCAUCGGUCCCCUGUCCAGGCGGGGGUUCUACCUCGCCUUCCAGGACGUCGGGGCGUGCAUCGCCCUGGUCUCCGUCAAAGUCUACUACAAGAAGUGCUGGUCGAUCAUUGAGAAUCUGGCCACCUUCCCAGACACAGUGACAGGAUCUGAGUUCUCCUCGCUGGUGGAGGUGGAAGGCAUGUGUGUGAAUGAUGCUGAGGAGGAGGCCGAUAACUCCCCGAAGAUGCACUGCAGCGCUGAAGGGGAAUGGCUCGUGCCCAUUGGGAAAUGUAUAUGCAAAGCUGGAUUUCAUCAGAAAGGAGAUGCUUGUGAGCCGUGUGGUCGUGGUUUCUACAAGUCUUCCUCUCAGGACCUCCAGUGCUCUCGCUGUCCGGCGCACAGCUUCAACGACCGUGAGGGUUCGUGGCGCUGCGACUGUGAAGACGGCUACUACCGAGCGCUCUCUGACCCGCCAUCUGUGGCCUGCACAAGACCUCCCUCUGCGCCACAGAACCUAGUCUACAACAUCAACCAGACCACCGUUAAUCUGGAGUGGAGCCCACCAGCCGACACUGGCGGGCGGAACGACGUCACCUACAGGGUUAUCUGCCGCCGCUGCAGCUGGGAGCCUGAGGAAUGUGUACCGUGUGGUCUGAAUGUGGGAUACUCCCCUGCACAGUCCGGAUUAGUGGAUACUUACGUUAGCAUCACAGACCUGCUCGCUCAUGCCAACUACACCUUAGAGGUGGAAGCUGUUAACGGCGUGUCGGAUCUGAGCAGGACUCAGAGGCUGUUUGCAGCGGUCAGCAUUGCUACAGGUCAAGCAGCUCCGUCUCAGGUCAGUGAGGUCAUCAAGGAGAAUGUGCAGCAGCACAGCAUCCAGCUAUCCUGGCAGGAGCCGCAGCAACCCAACGGCGUCAUCACCGAAUAUGAAAUCAAAUACUAUGAAAAACACCAGAAGGACCGGAUCUACUCCACAGUGAGGUCCAGAUCCACCUCUGCUACAGUGAACAACCUGAAGCCGAGCACGGCUUAUGUGUUCCAGAUCAGGGCUUUCACAGAGGCAGGAUAUGGAACCUUUGGACCCAGACUGGAGAUAACAACCAAAGAAGAAGCCAGUGCUGCGAUUGUCUCCAGUGAGCAGAACCCCGUCAUCAUCAUAGCAGUGGUGGCCGUGGCGGGGACCAUCAUCCUGGUGUUCAUGGUAUUCGGCUUCAUCAUCGGGAGAAGGUACGCUCUCGCGGGCCCCAUUGACUCUCCGCUCCUGCACUGCGGGUACAGCAAAGCCGAUCAGGAGGGAGAUGAGGAGCUCUACUUUCAGUUUAAAUUUCCAGGCACCAAAACCUACAUUGACCCCGAAACCUACGAGGAUCCGAACAGGGCUGUCCAUCAGUUUGCCAAGGAGUUGGAUGCCUCCUGCAUAAAAAUCGAACGAGUUAUUGGAGCAGGAGAGUUCGGGGAGGUGUGCAGCGGUCGACUGAAGCUGCCUGGAAAGCGGGACGUGUCGGUCGCCAUUAAAACACUGAAAGUGGGCUACACAGAGAAGCAGAGGCGGGACUUCCUGUGUGAGGCCAGCAUUAUGGGGCAGUUUGACCAUCCCAACGUGGUCCACCUGGAGGGAGUGGUGACAAGAGGAAAACCAGUCAUGAUCAUCAUCGAGUACAUGGAGAAUGGCUCAUUAGAUGCUUUCCUCAGGAAGCACGACGGUCAGUUCACAGUCAUCCAGUUGGUGGGAAUGCUGCGGGGCAUAGCAGCGGGAAUGAGAUAUCUGGCCGAUAUGGGCUAUGUCCAUCGAGACCUGGCCGCGCGGAACAUCCUCGUCAACAGCAAUCUCGUAUGUAAAGUCUCAGACUUUGGCCUGUCAAGGGUGAUAGAGGACGAUCCCGAGGCUGUCUACACAACAACUGGUGGUAAGAUUCCAGUCCGGUGGACAGCACCAGAAGCUAUCCAGUAUCGUAAAUUUACCUCUGCGAGCGACGUGUGGAGUUAUGGCAUCGUCAUGUGGGAGGUCAUGUCCUACGGGGAGCGGCCCUACUGGGACAUGUCCAAUCAAGAUGUCAUAAAGGCAAUAGAUGAAGGCUACCGUCUCCCAGCACCCAUGGACUGCCCUCCAGGCUUGCAUCAGCUAAUGCUGGACUGCUGGCAGAAAGACAGAGCCGAGCGUCCAAAAUUUGAUCAGAUUGUUGGCAUCUUGGAUAAAAUGAUCCGCAACCCUAACACAUUGAAAACCCCAGUGGGCACAUGUACAAGACCAAUUAGCCCCCUCUUAGAUCAGAGCACACCAGACUUCACCACUUUUCGCUCAGUAGGAGAGUGGCUGGAAGCCAUCAAGAUGGAGCGAUACAGAGACAACUUCACUGCAGCCGGCUACAGUUCCUUGGAGUCUGUGGCCAGGAUGUCAAUAGAGGAUGUGAUGAGCUUAGGAAUCACACUAGUGGGCCACCAGAAAAAGAUCAUGAGCAGCAUACAGACUAUGAGAGCCCAGAUGCUGCACCUUCAUGGUACAGGAGUCCAGGUGUGACACGCUGCGACGGGACGCCUCGGUCAGGGUAAAAACACUAAGGCAGGACUAAUCUGGAGCAGCGCCUGGUCAAAGUACACGGAUAUCUGCUGUGUCUGACUCCUCCUACUGCAUCUGGAGGGAAAUCAUUCCUUUGUUCCUCAGAGAGGGAAUGAGGUUCGUUUCUUCAAAGGGCACUAAAGAGAGGAAAGGGCAAGAAGCAGCGACAAAACUCAACUACCUGUAUGAGAUGACUUGUUUUUCUUUCUUAUUUGUAGACGCGCUUAAGAACUCAACCACAUAUCAAGGGAAGAGUUGGAACAGAGUUUUAUUACCUUAAUAAUGGAAUUAAGCGCACACCAUAGAUGUGAAUUUCCUUUACAAAGCAAACAAAACUUGCUUUGGUUCCUUUUUCUACAGUCUUUAUUUUCCAUGUGCUUGCCACAAGGAAAUACUGUGGCAUCCACAGGACUUGUUUUCCUCCUUGUCCUUGGAUGUGACAACAGGGUAACUUAUCCAGAUGCCGACGGAGCUUUGCGUUGCAGAUUUCAAGGUAAUGUUUAUGCUGAGUCCUGCAGGACUGAACUGGUUGCAGUUUUUGUCUUUCCUUUAACUUGUUUUUAACAUCCUUAUUGCAUCCCAACUUGCUCGUUUGCAGCCCAGGAAACGGGGUAUGUUUCAAUCUUCAAACUUUUAAAGAAGUUUGCACAAUAAAGGCAAACUUUUCCUCUAAUCACAUUGAAAUAUGUUUUUAUAUCAGAGUAGCAAUAUCUAUUUGUCAUAGAAUUCACAACAGGACACAAAGUCUUAGAACUGAUGAAAAUCUGCGAGCACAGUUCAAAGAUUGUAUUCAAUUUGCAGCCACUCUGUAGUUUUGCUAUCAUUCUGCCUAAAAUCUUGCACACAGUUUGUUCCUGCAAAUUGGAUGGUGUUUAAAGGGUGGAUCCCGGAACAGAGGAGAUGUCAUACUGCCUUAAAACAUAUUUAGAUUUAGUAUUUACAAUGUUUUAGGUACUUUAAUGGCGAUGCUUUCUGUGGCUCCUUUAGAGGGUUUUUGUCACUUUUUCUUUUCUUGUGGUGUGUCUUCUUAUCUGUGACUAGUUCUGGUGUGCACAAACUCAGACUAUUACCAGGAAUGACAGAUUCAGUCGGGAAGAGAUUGACUAAAAGAGCAAUAAUUACCAGGGAGAAGCAGUCUUCAACAGAGAUCCUUUAUGGUGCUAUGUAUGAAAAGCAUGUGUAUGCUACUGUGUGCUGACAAACCCUUUGGAAAGAUUCCGUCACCCCCAAAAAGGGGAAGGAUUGUACCUCUGUGACCUAAAAUGCUUUGGAGUGUGCUCAGAAACGUGCCAUGCCAAGUCAUCAAAUGAAAUAAUCAUGUUGUGUUUUGCCUCUAUGAUAUGGUAAACAUUUGAUGAAAAUCUAACACAGCAUGGAAAUGUCAAGCUGAGUUGUCGCAAAGAUGAAAGUGGCACCAUUUGAAACUCUAAAAAGGUGCAAAUUAGCCAUGCUAACAUCAUCCUCUGACACAUUGCACCACCCAGAAAUCAAAGAGAUCCUUCGGGGUUGGCGUCUGAAAAAAACCCGGGACCAAAGGAUGGAGUCUUCAUCAGACGCAGACCUUGCUGGUAAAUCCUUCCGUCCUGGCUCCGCAGGCAGCCGCGCAGCUCCUCUUGUUUAUUUAUGCGUCUCCGCCGCUCAUCCCUCACAGGCGUGGAUGUGACGGAACAUACAUUGAAAUAUGCUCUUUUUUUUCCGCGUGACUUUGUGUGGAAAACAGAGCAGAAGCAGAGGCAUGGGGGGCGGGGUGAAUGAUGUGUUUUAAGGCUGAUCAACCUCGUUGGUGCCAUCUGUUGCUACUUCAAAAACGAAAAAAUGUUUGCUUGUUAGCUGAAUGUGACUUAUUGCAAUUUUCUUUGAUAGAAAGAUGUAUUUAUUCAUCUGUCAUGAUACGGGGUGUGGGGUCACUGACAACAGUCAGUGCUAUUUAUUUCACUGCUGCCAUAACCUCCUAUUAUUGUAUUAACAUAUUCCUGAAUGUUUCACCUUCAGGACAUAGAGAAAUCAGACUUUUAGUGAAACAGAAGCUUGAGUCUUACAUGCUGUCCAAGCUCUGUGUCAUUUCUGUGCUUCAUUCAAACCAUUUUAGACCCAGUCACUAAAAACAAGAGAUGGAAAAAAUGUUUUGCAGCACGAUCACUGCUAUCUUUCUCAUUGGGCAUUUUAAGUUCAACUGACAUGAAAGAAUCAAAUUUCCAGGUACCGUAAUGUCCGGACUAAACAAAAAGAAGGAAAAAAAGGGGUUCACAUUUAGCCCCCACUCAUCUGACAUGAGUUAUUUACACACAAAGACUUUUGUUUAACCUUUAAUGAAUUAUGUACCAGUAAUACAAACAGGUAAAUGCUUUUUCCCAAACGUGCAUGUAACAUGGUCAUUGAGUGCUAUCUUCAUCUUCCUCCUUGUACAUUAAAGCCACUAAAGUCGUCUUCAUCCUCACACAAAUUUCCUCAGUCUCUCUUUGUUGUCACUCUCAAUGUCACUUUCAUCUUAAGGCACAUUUGCUCUUGACCUUGUGCUGUCCUCUUCAUCACACAGCAGUCCAGCCUUUCCAAACCCGCUAACUAAGAAUUUGCUACUGAGGAUGGAGUCUGGCCCUUUGUGUCUUGCCCUCUCCAGUUUAAUGGUAAAAGUAAUGUGCAGCAGCAGCCACUGCAUGCAGGUCAGGUGAUUAGUUUCUGAUGUUUGAAAUUAGCUGAUUGCCAUUUCUAACACAAUACUUUGUCUUCAUCUGUAUUAAAAGUUGAUUUUGUGUGAAAGUUGCAAACAUAUUUGACUAACUGAAAUAAACUGACCCACUUUAUUUUCAAAAUGAACAUAGAAUGAGAUAUGCAUCUGAUUCUUUUUUGCUUCAAGACAGACAGCAGAUGCUGACUUAUAGUAGGUUUUUUUCACUGUGGGCUUCACCCUCUGUGAAGAGACACCAGGAAUUAGCCCUGACCAGAACUCCUUGUCACACACUCCCUUCUUUCAUCUAUACAGCAGAGCUCAGCAGUUGGGUUUCGGCCAGGCCUUUGAAUUGAAUACAGCCAUGAAGUCAUUCAGUCAGCACAAAACUCCCUAGUUUACAGACGGCACUCCCUUUCUCUCACCCAGUCUUUACUUCAUGGUCUGAUUUUCUAACCUGGCUCUAAGACGCCUCACUCCCAUUGGUAGAAGGCCUUUGUUCUUUUUAUUCUGGGCUUGGAAGGCAGCAGUUGAAGCCAAAUUGAGAUUACCGCCAGGUUACAAUUGAUUCAGCGCAUGAAUCACCUGCACCUUUUACAAAUCCGUUUCUGCUUAUUUUAUUGGCAUGCUGUAAUUCAGGUCACUUAGCUCUGGAUAAAAAGGUUUUGAUGUGAAAGAAGGUUAUAAAAUCAGCAGUUUUUUUGUUGUUUUUUUUUAGUAUAAUGUACAAAAAGACACAAAAGAGCUGAGACUCACAGGUAAUGGAGUAGUGGUUGAAAUCAGAAAUGACAGAGUAUGAAGUUAUUUUUCAAAUCAAGAUGUCAAGCAGCUGGACAUUACCUUUUUGGGGAGGAAGCGGAUAAUUUCAAAGACAGCCACACUGUCGAUUGUGUCAGAAGGAGCUGAGCUCUGAGGGGAUCUUUGACUACGUUUGAACUGUAAAACUUGUACAUUUUAUUUAUAUUGUUUUUUUUACACCUAUUACUUAGUAGAGAGCUCUGAUUACAUGGAAAAUGCACUAUAUUUUUGUAUAUCACAGAUGAAUUAUUGUCAUCCACAAGAUUUCAGUUGAACAUAUUUUGUUUUCCAUUUAGGACCAAAGACAGCUGAUAGGAUGUUCAUUUUUAAUCUAGAUUUUGUUUUCAUGUUGCCUUCAGUUUCCUGUACAGUAAUGCAAAUUUUUUGAUUUAAUAUUUAUUUUUUUGUGAUGAAAGUAUUGAGAAUAUUCACUGGUCAAAAAAUAUUUUCCCUAACAGCGGAAAUGUGAGAUGAUUUAAAUUAGAUAAUUUCUUGUUACAUAGACAAUUCUUCUUGCUUUGUAAUCUUUGUAAUAGACUGUACAUAUAUUUUUGGAAAUAUAAUACAAUCUCUACAGAAA
Molecule: messenger RNA, 7360 nt
Organism: Xiphophorus couchianus (Monterrey platyfish)
Lineage: Eukaryota; Metazoa; Chordata; Actinopteri; Cyprinodontiformes; Poeciliidae
Gene: epha7
Product: eph receptor A7
Exons: 17
Coding region: 246-3278 (1010 amino acids)
Biological process (GO): axon guidance; ephrin receptor signaling pathway; protein phosphorylation
Cellular component (GO): dendrite; plasma membrane
Molecular function (GO): protein binding; ATP binding; transmembrane-ephrin receptor activity
Source: RefSeq, a predicted model, not a curated record